Molecule: messenger RNA, 3357 nt
Organism: Ylistrum balloti
Lineage: Eukaryota; Metazoa; Mollusca; Bivalvia; Pectinida; Pectinidae
Product: mdm2-binding protein-like
Exons: 19
Coding region: 12-2630 (872 amino acids)
Biological process (GO): protein localization to kinetochore; regulation of protein ubiquitination; traversing start control point of mitotic cell cycle
Cellular component (GO): kinetochore
Source: RefSeq, a predicted model, not a curated record
GUUGCCUGAAGAUGACGAUGUUCAGAGGACCUUCUAGACAAAUCGUGGCCCUGUUUUGUUCUGAAACAGGCGCUGUCUCUCUCACAAACCUCCUGUGCCGACUCAAGAAUCAGAGACUGCAGAAAUCUAGUCCAAUGCCAGUAACAGUUUGUCUUCAAUAUUUUCAUGUACUUGAAGAUCAAAAGCUGAUGUGCACUGACACAACUGUAGAGUGGAUUCCUAUAGAAGAAUGUAAACCUUCAUCAUCAAUGUCAUUGAAGUCGGAGAACACACAAAAUAGUAUCAGUCUAACUGAAAAAUUGUUCCAAAUUACAGACACAUUACAAGUAACAGGAAUUCUGGUUGACAUCAUUUUAGAAUUUCCCAGAGAACUCCAAGGAAGCCCUGAGAGUGUGCUGUCAUUGUGUGGUGCCCUGGGACAUUUGAAAGAGUGGUUUAAUGCAUCGGUUACCACAGUGGUACAUCCAGCACUGCUGUCUGACCUUGAUCCGGUGUUAGCAGACAGUCGCCGACAACUAUGUGACUUUGUUAAAGCAAAAUCAGCAGGCUGUUUUGAAGAUUUUGGAAGUAACUGGGAAGAUAUAUGGCGUGGUAAAAUCUCUGUGAUUGACAAGACGGUACAAAGAGGUUAUGUGUUGCCUGGAUUUGUAGUGAAGAAGAGUGAUGGAUAUGAUGUGAAAGAGGAUUCAUUGGUAUGGGGCCGGAUGUUGGAGGUUCUGGAUGAGGUUGAUGUGGGAACCAUUCCCCUCUACAUGUGUACUAAAGAGAGGUACAAACUAUGUCUUGCUGAUUCCCAUCCUCACUCCAUUGCCUUUGUGGACCAGGUGACAGCUGACCAUCAGCUAGGAAUCGUGGCACGACUGGCCUGUUAUCAGAAACCACUUGACGACUGUUCAUCCAAUCACAAUCGAUAUCUGAACAGCGCCACCUGGAAGGAGAGCAUCAUGUCAGAUAUCAUGUUCGUACAGGAGCCAGAGGAAGAAUUACUAAGUGGGUACAGCUAUCUCUAUUUCCUUAUUUCGUCACCACAGCAACCAUUAUCAGAGCAUCAAAGUUUGACAGUCACUAGACUUUGCCCUCCAGAAAAUUUGAAUGGUUCUCUGAUGACCCUGCUGUUUAAGAAUGCUGUACAACCAUGUGGUCAGAUUGGUACUGCUGACAGUGAUAUUGUACGACCAUGUGAUAUGGAUAGUACUGUUGUUGGUGAUGUAAACAGUGGUGUUAUUUUAUCAGAGUUACCUGCCCUUGAUGCAGAGAUGCUGGAGGAGUUUAACAGAAUUCUGUGGCAAAAACAGACAGAAUUACUACAUCAAUGGCUGAGAGAAAAAAGUGAACACCAGGAUCAAGAAUUGAAAGUCAAGCUAAGUGAGAUCAAGGAUUUCUUUAAAAGCAUCUAUACAGACCUUCGUUGCAGCUUAUGGGGUGAAUUACCUAAAUUUCAACCUAGCUGUGAUUCUUUACGAACUGUUCAGACAGCUGGUGCAUUAUCAGAAGUAGAAACCAAUCCAACUGAAUGGCAGGAAAGGCAGUUGCUCAUCUAUUGUGAAUCUCAAAGGCGAACAUUGAGUCGACUUCAGUCAACAGAUAGUGUCGCUUUGUCAUCCCCAAUACAGCCAGCUAAAGAGCCUACAUCCAUCGAUAUUAAAGAUCUGCUGAAACUCUUCAAACCAGAUGGUACAGCAACCAUGGAAAACCUGUCUCCAAUCAGGAAAAAGAGGCAAGGGAGAUGCAGGAAGUCAGUUGUGCCCAACUCUGAAGACCUUGGACAGGAAACCAUUCCUACUUAUCUACAGUCUUGCUGUCAUGAUAUAUAUUUAAACAAAGACAAGAAAGGUGAGAGACUUGACAGUCAUAAACAGAAGUUACAGGAACGUUACAUUACUGAUGAAACUAACAGCUCCUGUUUUGUUCCGACCUUUAAUUUGGGGAAGAAGAGGAAAAAGAUCUCAAGCCCGCAAAAGAGUGCAAAGAGAUUAAAAUCUCAUGAAGGAAUGAAACCAUCAGUAAAAUCUCCACUAAAGACUUCAAGAAAAUCACCUCGAAAAAAUCCAGCAGCAAAAGCAGUAGAGCUGAACAUAAGACGAUCUCCCAGAAAAAGUUUGUCUCUUUCUAAACAAGUUGAGUUAGAUAAACAAACAUCCCCGAGCCAAACAAGUGCAGAGUUCUUAUCUUUAAGGAGAUCGCCACGCAAGUCCUCAUCUCAGAUCUCUUCUCAGCGACGCCACUCACUUUAUGAACCUGCUAUAAGGGGAGGUCACUCUAAGGAGCCUACUGUGUCAAAAACAAGCAGGUUAUCACUAUCGGGGUCAGAAAAUAGAAGGAAAAGCUCAGCAUCCAGCAAAGAUACAAUGGAACAACAACGUUUAUCUCGUUCUGAAAGACACAAACAGAAACUUCUGGACAUAGUUGCUGAUGUUCUAGAGAAAAAUGGAGUUGAUCCUAGCUCGACCAUUCACAUGUCAUGUGCCACCAGGCUGUACAAAGUUACUAAGCUCUACGUCAUGGACCUGCCAACAUCGGAGAAUCUGAGACAGGAAAUGAGAAGGAUAGCUGAAGGACAGGUACAACAGGUGAUUGAUGUAGAAACAAGACGACAAAGUAUUGGUGGAAAGGACAGCAAAGGAAGAUAAGUUACCUAGGUGUUGGUCACCACAACAUCGAAGAGAGAUAACUUACCCGAGUAUCAGCCACCAGGACAGUAAAGGCAGAUCAGUAACUUUUGUGUUGGUCACCAUGACAUCAAGGGAGAUAACUUACCCAAGUGUCAGCCACCAGGACAGCAAAGGGAGUUAGUAACCUAUGUGUUGGUCACUAUGACAUCAAAGGAAGAUAAGUUACCAGUGUUAGUCACCUGGACAGCAAAGGGAGCCAAGUUACCCGAGAGUUGGCCACAAGGACAUCAAAUCGAGAAAGUAUACUCAAGUGUUGGCAAUGAGGAUAUCAAAGGAAGAUAAGUUACUUGACUGUUGGCCACAAUAAUAUCACAGAGAGAUAAGUUAACUGAUUGUUGGCCACAAGGACAUCUAAGGGAGCUAUGUUACCCGAGUGUUGGGCAACAUGACAUCAAAGGGAGAUAAGUUAUCCGAGUGUUGGCCAUAAGGACAUCAAAAGGAGAUAAGUUACCCGAAUGUUGGCCACAAGGACAUCAAAGGGAGAUACGUUACCAGAGAGGGCAUAAAAAAGAUGAAAAAUCUGAGGAUUGCUUUCAUUAUACCGAAGUUUUAGCUUAUGAACAUUCAUCACUGAUGAAUUCAUUGUAUUAUUGUCCAAAGUGCAAUAUUAUGUUUAAUUGUCAUGCUUUUGAAUAACUAUAUUUUUAUAAUAAAUAUUUACAUUAAAGUUACAGAAUUUUUUGAA